Molecule: messenger RNA, 861 nt
Organism: Trichoderma breve
Lineage: Eukaryota; Fungi; Ascomycota; Sordariomycetes; Hypocreales; Hypocreaceae
Product: HORMA domain-containing protein
Exons: 2
Coding region: 1-861 (286 amino acids)
Cellular component (GO): zeta DNA polymerase complex
Source: RefSeq, a predicted model, not a curated record
AUGUCAGCCUCACCACCACAUCCUCAAGACUCCUCUCACUCUCAAUCUCACUCCCUCCCCUCUCACACCGCAAACCCCCUCCUCUCCUCCUUCACAUCCUUCCUCACCAUCGCCAUCCAUUCCCUCCUCUACCACCGCACCCUCUACCCAUCCACGUCCUUCCUCGCAACCCGUGCAUACAACCUCCCCGUCCACCAGUCCCGCCACCCGGGUCUCUGCGCCUGGAUCUCCGACGCCGUCGCCGCCAUCGCCGCGCAACUUCGCGUAGGCUCCGUCCGCCGCAUCGUCCUCGCUAUUCACUCUCCUCUAGGACCCUCACAGCCCCCAGUCGUGCGCGAGAGAUGGGUCUUCGACGUGCAUCGUUUUCCAGCAUGGGGUAGUACCGCUGAAACAGACGCCCCGACUUCUCACCAACAGCAGCAACAGCAGCACGAAGAUCUCGAUGAUCCCGUCGCAGAAGAUGCCGAUGACGGUGCUGCGUCCGAGAAGCUCAACUGGGCCGACAUCCACGAGGCCCUAAGAGCAACCCUCCAAAGACUCGCCUACGCAGCCCAAGCCGCGCCCAAACUCCCUCCAGGAUGCACAUUCGCACUCGCUCUCGAACUAAGAGACGAAGCUGAAGCUCCCAUCGGUUAUCCCCAACCGUGGAUCCCUUCUGAAGGGCCUUUGCAGCCUCCUACCGCGGAGAAACCGCAUCAAGGUGAAUCGUUAAGAGGAGCUGCCACGAAACCCGUGAGAUCUGUGAGAGCGGAUCCCCUUUUCUUCGAGUGCUGGCUCGAACAAGGUCCGGAAGAUGCCGAGGCUGUAAGUUCCGGUAGUGGCAUUGUGACGAAUACAUCAUCAGAAAAAACAUCACAAUGA